CAGCCCCGCCCGCCUCCCCGCGCCGUCUCCUCGGCCUGCGCCGCCGCCGCUCGUGGUCCGGGUCGCGCUCCUUCCGCUCCGCCGCCUGCUUGCGAGUGCUGCCCGGCAGGCCGCCAUGGCGAACGUGGCCGACACGAAGCUGUACGACAUCCUGGGCGUCCCUCCCGGCGCCAGCGAGAACGAGCUGAAGAAGGCGUACCGGAAGUUAGCCAAAGAGUACCACCCUGACAAGAAUCCAAAUGCUGGAGACAAAUUUAAAGAAAUAAGUUUUGCAUAUGAAGUAUUGUCAAAUCCAGAGAAGCGAGAGCUGUAUGACAGAUACGGAGAACAAGGCCUACGGGAAGGCAGCGGCGGAGGUGGUGGCAUGGAUGAUAUUUUCUCGCAUAUUUUUGGUGGAGGAUUGUUUGGCUUUAUGGGCAAUCAGAGUAGAAGUCGAAAUGGCAGAAGAAGAGGCGAGGACAUGAUGCAUCCACUAAAAGUAUCUUUAGAAGACCUGUACAAUGGCAAGACAACCAAACUACAACUUAGCAAGAAUGUGCUCUGUAGUGCAUGCAGUGGCCAAGGUGGGAAGUCUGGAGCUGUUCAGAAAUGCAGCGCUUGUCGGGGUCGAGGUGUGCGCAUUAUGAUCAGACAGCUGGCUCCAGGAAUGGUGCAGCAGAUGCAGUCUGUGUGCUCCGACUGUAAUGGAGAAGGGGAGGUCAUCAAUGAAAAAGACCGCUGUAAAAAAUGUGAAGGGAAGAAGGUAAUCAAAGAAGUCAAGAUUCUGGAAGUCCAUGUAGACAAAGGCAUGAAACAUGGCCAGAGGAUUACGUUCACCGGAGAAGCAGACCAGGCUCCAGGAGUGGAACCUGGGGAUAUUGUUCUUUUGCUACAGGAAAAAGAACAUGAGGUGUUCCAGAGAGAUGGGAAUGAUUUGCAUAUGACAUAUAAGAUAGGACUUGUUGAAGCUUUAUGUGGAUUUCAGUUCACAUUUAAACAUCUUGAUGCUCGUCAGAUUGUGGUGAAAUACCCCCCUGGCAAAGUAAUUGAACCAGGAUGUGUUCGUGUUGUUCGAGGUGAAGGAAUGCCACAGUAUCGUAAUCCCUUUGAAAAGGGUGAUCUUUACAUAAAGUUUGAUGUGCAGUUUCCUGAGAAUAACUGGAUCAACCCAGACAAACUUUCUGAAUUAGAAGAUCUCCUGCCAUCUAGACCAGAAGUUCCUAAUGUUAUUGGAGAGACAGAAGAAGUGGAGCUUCAGGAAUUUGAUAGCACUCGAGGCUCUGGCGGUGGUCAGAGACGUGAAGCCUAUAAUGAUAGCUCUGAUGAAGAAAGUAGCAGCCAUCAUGGACCUGGAGUGCAGUGUGCCCAUCAGUAAACUGCAGGCCACUGCACGGGUGGAUUUUCUUUCCACAUUUGCCGGAUUUGCCAGCUGCUGGAGUACCUGAUGCGUCCAGAUGAACUGAUGGGCAUCUGUUGAUCUAUGUGUAACUUCUAAAAUUGGUAUAGUAUCCACUAACCACAGAGCUUUACAUCUUCAUUUCGACUGUUCUGUAGCAGAGUAAAGCACUUGAAAUAAGACUCCCUUUCACAUGUGGGUUAUAAGUUUCAGUCCUGGUAUCUGCUUGAUUUUAUCAGUUUUGUGUAGACUUUAUGUUUCAUAUUUUAAACUCAAAUCCAGCAUUGUAAAGUUUGUACAAUUUGUCCUGAAGCUUUGUGUUUGGCUGCACCUGCAUAAGCUGCUACAAAUAGAAUAAAGAAUUCAUAGCCUGUAUCUAUCAUUUAGAUGCAUGGAAAAAUGGGCUUUGCACACAAUGGGUUUGAAGCUGACUGGGAACAAUGGAAAAAAUUACAUUAGCCAUGGUUGUAAAGUUUUUUGGCUUUUUUUUAAAACCAUUUUGUGAAAGGUUUCUGAAACUUGAUAAUAAAAAGCAGUUGGUGUAAAUUA
Molecule: messenger RNA, 1924 nt
Organism: Mus caroli (Ryukyu mouse)
Lineage: Eukaryota; Metazoa; Chordata; Mammalia; Rodentia; Muridae
Gene: Dnaja2
Product: DnaJ heat shock protein family (Hsp40) member A2
Biological process (GO): response to heat; protein folding
Molecular function (GO): ATP binding; Hsp70 protein binding
Source: RefSeq, a predicted model, not a curated record